Hibiscus syriacus is the source of this 1756-nucleotide messenger RNA. RefSeq names its product cell wall protein DAN4-like. NCBI's taxonomy places the organism in Eukaryota, Viridiplantae, Streptophyta, Magnoliopsida, Malvales, Malvaceae. The coding region runs from base 79 to 1626 and encodes 515 amino acids. Gene Ontology annotation, molecular function: calmodulin binding. The record is from RefSeq and is a predicted model, not a curated record. The transcript has 2 exons.
GCCUCUUAUCCUUCCUCAUCUCUCCUCCCUUCUGUCCCCACAUCAUCAAGGUGAAUUUACUGGGCGACCAAUUUGAGAAUGGAUCAGGGGAGGGGCAGAGAGAACCUGCGACUAAUGGCAUUGGCAAACAGAACAAGAGACGGCAGUUUGGGGAAAGACAAGAAGCCCACUUGCCCUUCAAAACCAAAUGCUUCCAUUACCCAUGGGCAAGGGAUAAGAAGACAUUCUAUGGGUUCCACUCUAGCAAACAAGUCUACAAAGACCUCAACCGUUGAUGCUGCUACCAAGAAUGUUAAAAAAACUGCAACACACGCCUCCCAACCCCAAAGGCCUAACCCUCUCACAAGAUCCGUUGUCAGGCCUGCAUCGGCAGAUCCCAUCCGAAAAAAGCCCUUUGUUUCUCCUCCACAAAAACCACCAACCAUCCCUAGGUCUGCUUCUUUUCCCUCAAAAUCCACUACUUCACUCAGGCCAACCAAGCCACCAAUUGCAGCAAAGCCACCCACCUCAUCUUCUUCGUCUAGGACUAGGACUAGGACUAGGACUAUGACUACCACAAUGACGGCUAGGAGCACGAAGGCUCCCCCUUCCCCUCGCCCCACCAGUAAGAGGGGAACUACUACUUCCUCGGCUUCAAACAAACCUCCACUUACUCGUGGUAUAAAACAAGCCAAAAAUCUUGAAACCAAGCAUGAAAACAAAGAAAAUUUGGAUCAUCAAGUUGGGCAGGUUGUGAAAGAUGAGAAGAGUGAUAUACAUGAUAUAAAAACACCCAAAGCCAAAGAAGAAAAUCAGCAACAAGCUCAUGUUGAAGAAGAAAAAGAUACUCUUGAUAAUGUUUCCACUGUUACGCACGACCAAAAGCAUCAACAUCAAGUGCCUCAGACUGAAGAAAUGGAAGAUAAGGCUCAUGAACAAGAACUUGAUGGCUCAAACUCCGAUGUUCAACAUGAGGAAGCCAAGGACAAUGACAACAAAGAGGAGAUCGAUGGUACACAUGAGGAGACUAAAACAAAAACCGAAGACAAGGGAGUAGAAGGUAGUACAACUGAGGAGGUGGCUGUUACGAAAGAAAGUGAAGAAGAAAACAAUGAUGAAGGAAAAGAGCAAGGGCUUGAAUCAGUUGAAGAGGAAGCCAAUUUGGUUGCCCAAAGCCAAGUAGAAGCAGAAGCAGAGGAUGGGGAAAAGGAAACAGUUGAACAGGAAGCAAAUACCGUUCCUGAAAGUCAAGUACAAGCAGAAGCAACGGAGGGGAAGCAGAAAAUAGUUGAAGAGGAAACAAAAAGUUGUUUACAAGCAGAAGCAGCGCAGGGGAAGCAGAAAACAAUUGAAGAGGAAGCAAAUAUGGUCACUGAAAGUCAAGUACAAGCAGAAGCAGCAAACGGGAAGGAGGAAAAAGUUCAAGAGGGUGUAGAUUUGGUUGCUAAAAGCCAAGUACAAACAGAAACAGCCAAUGACAAGAACAAACCAACAACACCCAACAGUGUUGUGGUAAAGAUGAUGGCCAGUAAGCUAGUUACAGAGAGGAAGGGCAGCGUGAGAGCACUGGUCGGGGCAUUUGAAUCCCAUGGCAAAAACAACGGCAGGGUGAGAGCACUGGUUGGGGCAUUUGAAUCUCACAGAUAAAACAAACUUCAAUACCAAAUCAUUAAUUCUCCGGCAAAUAAUUCAACCAUGUCUCACUACAUAUUUCUCGUCAACAACAUCCAAUGUCUGGAUUGAGUUUUUGUUCCCGUGCUAUACAAUUUUUUUUAUU